Messenger RNA from Poeciliopsis prolifica (blackstripe livebearer), 1365 nucleotides. RefSeq names its product major histocompatibility complex class I-related gene protein-like. The transcript is spliced from 6 exons. NCBI's taxonomy places the organism in Eukaryota, Metazoa, Chordata, Actinopteri, Cyprinodontiformes, Poeciliidae. Gene Ontology annotation, biological process: immune response. Gene Ontology annotation, cellular component: external side of plasma membrane. The record is from RefSeq and is a predicted model, not a curated record. Bases 200 to 1303 code for a protein of 367 amino acids.
AUCAUCCGAAAUGACGUUCUGGAUUCUCAUCAGUUUAGGCAGAAACCAGGUUUCAUUACUUUUCUUUCUGGCUGCUACAGAUUUUCUAUUUUACAAAGCAAGUAAUUUCAAAAGAACAUUAUUUUCCUUACAUAUGAACAGUUCCUGAGGAAAAGUAAAGGAUUUCAGUCCUAACAUCACCACUUAUCAUUUCUGUGACAUGAAGAUGUUAUUUUUUCUUCUAUUAUGUGGCGCUUCAUCACCAGAAAAACACUCACUGACAGUUCUGGUUACUGCCUCUUCUGGACUCCCUCAUUUCCCAGACUUCAUAACCACCACCCAGGUGGAUAAGCUGCCAACAAGUUACUGUGACAGCAACAAAAAUAUCAGAGCAAACCCAAAAUAUGGACCAAAAUUAAUGAACAUUGAGUCACAGAUUGCUGAUUGGUAUAUUGAACAGUGUUUUGAAAUAAUGUCUGAUUAUCUCAAGGUUAAGAUGGGAAUUUUAAAGGACCUGAACCAAAGUGAAGCUGUUCACAUCUUACAGGUUAUUAUUGGCUGUGAAUGGGAGGCAAAGACAAAAGAAACAGUCUCGUUUUUACAGUUUGGAUAUAAUGGAGCAGACUUUAUCAAAUUUGACCCAAAGAAGUUGACAUGGAUUCCUCAAACUCCCCAGGCUAUCAGCAUCAAACCAAAAUGGGAAGCUGAUGAAUCCACAUCCCAUUUGGAGCGCAACAAGGACUUCUUAAAUCAAAUAUGCCCUGAUUGGCUGAAGAAAUAUAUGGCCAAUAAUGAAGGCCCUCUGCAGAGCUCAGUUCUUCCCUCAGUGUUUUUCCUCCAGAAGUCUCCUGACGCUGCAGUCAGCUGCUUCGCUACUGGUUUCUAUCCCAACAAAGCUGUGAUGUUCUGGAGGAAGGAUGGAGAGGAGAUUCAUGACAAUGUGGACAAAACAGAGAUCCUCUGUAACCAGGAUAACACCUUCCAGAUGAGAGCAGACAUUAAUAUUUCAUCUGUGAACCCUGAAGACUGGGAAAGAUAUGAGUGUGUGUUUCAUCUGGUGGAUGUCAAAGAUGAUGUUGUCAACAGACUGGAGAAAGAAAAGAUCCAAAUCAACUGGGGGAAAACACAGAAACAAAAUGAUGAGGAAAAGCCUAUGGGCAUGAUAGUUGGGAUCACUGCUGCAGUGGUUUCUCUUGUUAUAAUUGUUGCUGCUGUUGGAUUUAUGGUAAUCAAAAAUAGAAAAGCUCCCGUCAACAGUAUUGAAUUGUCUGAGAGACUCAAUCAAGAAACCAGACUGAAGUUAAAUCUGGACUCUAACAGUUAAAACAAGCUUAGAGAAGAAGAGAUGAUUCUGUUCUGUUCUGAAUUAAGCAUGCAAUAUUUUGA